UGGGUCGUCUGCUUCAGGUGGAGAGACAAGGUCAGCGACGCCGUCUGCGGUGGCUACUGCGACAUGGUCACGUACGAAUUCCAGUGUGGCAAGCCGUGCUGCUACAAAGAUUGCAUUAUGGGAAGCUGGGGAGCCUGGGAAGCGUGUGAUGCUCGGUGUGAAUCUGACGGUCUCAAAGUGCGAAAUCGUUUGGUCAUUCAGGAGCCAGAUUGUGGCGGGAAAAGAUGCGACUACGAGUCCGAGACUACCACGUGCAAGGGCCCGUGUUGCCCUCAAGAUUGUGUUCUGGGCACCUGGAGUGACUGGUCUGACUGUUCCACUGUCUGUGGGGAAGGUAUAAUGACCCGAACCCGCUACAUCAAAUACCCCGUGUGUGGAGGAGCCAACUGCACGGAGCUGAAUGACAAACAGAACCAGACAUGCGAGAACUAUGUCAAUGUGGAUUGUCUAAUGGGCCAGUGGUCUGAUUGGACAGAAUGUAAACUAAACAACGGGCUAUGUGGGGAAGGCACUAAGAGUAGACAAAGAUCUGUCUUAACAGAUUCAAAAUGUCGAGGCCAGCCAUGCGGAAAUUUAACUGAAACCAGCCUGUGUUACGGCCCUUGUUGUAAGACUGACUGUAAAGUUGGAGAAUGGUCAGAGUUUGGAUUCUGUUCUGCUGCUUGUGGGGAAGGACUCAAAAACCGAACAAGAAAAAUUCUUACUGCCCCUGACUGUGGAGGGACGGCUUGCCCUGGCGUCCUAGAGUCCACCAGCUGUGUGGUUAGAAACACAACAGACUGUAAAUUCACAGAAUGGUCAGUCUGGUCCAACUGUAGCACGGACUGUGGUUUUGGUAAAUCUGUUAGGUCAAGGACAUUACUGACCCCAGCGUACUGCGGGGGUCAUUGUUUGGAGACUAAAACAGAAGAUAUAAAAGAUUGUGAGUCUUACGCCGCAAAGAAAGAUUGUCAGGUGGGGCCUUGGAGUUCAUGGGGAGUUUGUGUUCGUGAUUGUGAGCGUGGCAUUCAGAGGUCUACCAGGGUUAUUACAGUACAGGAAGUCUGUGGGGGAGUUCCUUGUACUGGUUUAUACAAUUUGACACAAACCCGCACCUGCCAUGAAAAAUGCACCCAGCUGUGUAACCAAGCAAAGUGCAGCUGUAACCCUGGUUACAACCUUGACCUUGAUGGGUUCACAUGCAAGAAGAAAAGUUGUGGAACUGCACCAACACUUUCCUAUUGUGGUCCAGGCACACAGGUCCUGGUCUCCUGUCAACCUGUCCACUUCAGCUACUGCCCCUCCACCUUAUAUGGUGACAAGUGUAAUGGUACAUGUUCAUCAGGGUGGGUUGUCAAAGGAGAUCCAAAGUUUAUAGAAUGUCAGCAGGAUGGAACCUGGACAGCUCCUAAGAUCUUUUGUGGGCCUGCUAAUAAAGCACCUAUUAAUAUAAGCCUGAACAGCACAGAUGUGUCAGAACUUUUACUUCCUGGCCAGUGUUUUGGUAAACUGACAACUACCUCAGAUAAUGAAGCCUGGGACAAACACACAUACUCUGUAGUGGCUGAUCCUGCUGGGGUUUUAAAAGUCAACAAUGACACGCUCUGUGUAAAGACCAAGUUAGAUUAUGAAACUUCACAAUAUAGACAAUGGACUGCAACAAUCAGAGCAACUGACCUAGAUGGACUAUAUCUUGACAAAAAUUUUACUUUCAAUUUACAAAAUAACAAUGAUCCUCCAAGGUCAGCUAAACUUUCACCAGACACAUUGUUGGAAAACAGUCCAAAAGGCACAUUUAUUGGCUGCUUCCAGCUGAUUGACGACGAUCCUGGCCAAAACUUGACACUUUUUAUGUUAACAAACACUAAACUCUUUGAACUUUUCAUGCAGGAACAAACUUACUGUCUAAAGGUUUUGGCAGAGUCAAGCCCCAACUGUACAACUGUAGGAGGAAAGCUGUGUGCCAUCAACUAUGAAGCUCAGAGCCAGAUCUACACUGCCAUAAUGGUGAGAGAUGACGCAGUGCCUCCAGCUUCUGCUUAUUUUGACAUUGGCAUAAAUGUCAUUGACGUCAAUGAGCCCAUCACAGGUGUCACAAUGACCUCAGACACAGUCCCAGAAAACAUUCCACCAGGUAAACCAUUGCUGGGACUGGUGGCCACAGAUGAAGAUAAAAAUGCCACCCACAAAUUUGAAAUACUAGAUGAUCCAUCUGGUUUGUUUCAGUUAAUUAAUAAAACACUUGUAGCAUCCGUUGCUUUAGAUUAUGAAAUCAACCCAACCAUCAAGUACACUAUCAAAGUCAGAGGUUCAGAUGUUGGAACACCAUUGACUUUUGCAAAAACUAACAUAACUUUUGGUGUGAGUGAUGUGAAUGAAGUCCCAAACAGCUUACAACUGACGUCUGCUAAUGCUCUGCUGUCAUAUCCACCCAACCAGCCACAGGUGAAGGAGAACAUUCCAGCUGUUGUUGUUGGCACAUUGUCAGCCAUUGAUCCUGACAACGGAGAUGCAAUUACAUUUUCAGUCAACAAUGACAAACUGCGCAUCAUCAACACCAAGUGCACCCCAAUGCAGCCAUAUCAGCACAACUACUGCUCAGGGAGACUGGUUAACAUUGGGGGUUUCAAUUUUGAGGAGGCGGCCAUUGUCCCAGUGAAAAUAACAGCUCAAGACAAAAAUCUUCACUCCAUAAAGCUUGACAUCAACAUUAUAGUCAUAGACAUGGAUGAUGUUCCUACAGACAUUCUAGUAAAUGGUGAUAUAACAAGCACAAUCAAUGUCCCAGAGAACAGCAAGGGUUUACUUGUUGCUGAACUUAAAACUGUUGAUGAGGAUCUGCUGGAUAAACAAAAUUACUUCCUUUCUGGACCGGCCUUUAACCAAUUUAAAAUACAAGGCAACAUGCUUUUUACAUCAGAUACUGCUAGUCUAGAUUUUGAAACUGCUGAGCCUAUGCAACUAACAAUUACAUCAGUUAGUACUGGUCAGACAAGUACAACAGUGGCAAAGACAUUCACUGUAAACAUCACUAACAUCAAUGAAGCACCAACAAACAUUAUUUUCAAUGGAUUGUCUGUUCCUGAAAACAGUAUUGAAGGGACCUUGGUCACAGCAAUGUCAACCGAAGAUCCAGAUAACAAAAUCCAAACAGCCUUUCAACAGUUUACAUAUGAACUGCUGGACAAUGCUCAAGAUAGAUUUAGCAUCAAGGGCAAUAACAUCUAUGUGAAAAAUUCUACUAAAACAUGUGGACUAAAUGUAUGUAACCUUGAUUAUGAAGUUCAAAAAGACCUCACUAUAGUUGUAAAGGUGACAGAUAAUGGAUCACCACCACUGAGCAUGAAUGUUUCAAAGAUUAUAUCACUCACAGAUGUCAAUGAUGCCCCUUACAAUAUUCAACUUAAUACUUAUCAGAUUUAUGAAAAUAAGCCCAAAGGAACUGUAAUUGGGACAUUUUCUGCAUCUGACCAAGACAAGAACAGUGUACUGACCUUCACCUUGCUGAACCAAGCCCAAACUUUUUCUGUAGAGAACUCUAUUCAGCUGGUCCAGUUGUCCAGUCUGGACUAUGAAGCACAAAAGGUUUAUUACAUACAGGUUCAGGUCACAGACAAUGGCAAUCCUGUUGCUUCUUGUAUCAACACCAUACAAGUUGAAGUUUUAAAUGUGAAUGAAGGACCAGAAUUUAUUGGGCCUGAAGUAUUGACAGUUGCAGAAGAUUCUAAUCUCGGAGCUUUGGUGGGUAGUGUCAGUGUGUUUGAUCCUGAUAGUAACGAUUCAGUGGAGAUCACUCUGAAAGAAUACAAAGAUGUCUUUGUUGUUGGAGGCAACACAAUUUCUACAAAGGAUGGUAAAGGAACGUUUGUUACCAUAAAUUUAACAACAGCCAAAUUACUUGAUUAUGAAAGCAAGGCAGAAUACAGUGUUGACCUAAAAAUUUCUGACAAGCAAGGCUUGGAGAUUGUUCAUAAUGUUAAAAUUUCUAUUGAGAACAAGAACGAUCCUCCUACUGACAUACUUCUCAAUAAACUAGCUACACCUAGAGUGAGUGUCCAAGAAAAUGUUUUAACAACAUUGGCAUCCUUAACAGCUCUGGAUGAAGACCAAAACCAGUCGUACACCUUCAGAAUUAUAAACCAGCCCGCAGAUCAUUUUAUCAUUGUUGGUAAUGAACUCAGGAUGCUAAAACCACUUGACUAUGAAACCACCUCAUCUGUCAUCAUAACAAUAGAAGUUUCAGACAGUGGAAUUCCAUCUUAUAAAGUGCAAAAAGUUACUACAAUAGAUGUAGUGAAUGUAAAUGAGCCACCUACAACCCUUGUUUUGUCAAAUAAUAAAGUGGAAGAAAACAGUGGAGAUGGUACAAUAGUUGGAACAUUACAGCCAACAGACCCAGACAACAAAGAAGGUUUCACAUACAACUUGCUGGAGAAUGCUGCAGGAAAAUUUAAAAUUAUGGGAGACAAAAUAGUAGUUAUAUCAUCAGAGCAAUGCUCUCUUCUUCAUCAAAAAUGUUCCCUUAACUAUGAACAGCAGUCUGUUCAUACUGUCAGAGUUAUGGUUACUGACAAUGGUUUUCCAAAACAAAGUUGUACUUUUGAGCUGAAGAUCGAGGUCACAGAUAUGAAUGAUGCUCCAUAUGAUUUAAUCCUAAGUGACAAUAAAGUUGAAGAAACUGGGAAUGCAGAUAGCUUUAUAGGAAAUGUAUCAGUCAGUGAUGAAGACAUCAGCCAGUUACAUACCUUUGUACUGAAAGAUAAUGCUGGCGGAAUGUUUAAACUAAAAGGUCAGAUGCUGGUGAAAGCUGUUGAUGACAGACUCAAUAUCAGCAAAUUGUACUCAGUUAUUGUUCAAGCUCUUGAUAACGGAGUUCCAGUCAAAUCAGUUGAGCAAACAUUUUAUAUCAGUAUUUCUGGAGUUAGUGAAGCACCCCAAGAGCUGGCAGUUAUCCCACUUGGAAAAACUAUACAGAGUUCUCCAUCUGUUAUAAUCAUAGCUGAAAAUUCCUUCAUAAAUGAUGGCAUAGCAACCAUACAAGCAGAGGACAGAGACCUGGAUCAAACUAUUGCCUUCACUUUGCUAGUUGAUGAUGAAGGACAGUUCAAAUUAGAUAAAGAAGUUGCCUGCAGUAAAUCACAGAUGAGUUCUAUCAUUUGCAGAACAAAUCUAUUAUUGGCUAAAACUGUGAACUUUGAGAAGAAAAAUAAAUACACAAUCAUCUUUGUAGCAACUGACUCUGAGAAACAGCAAUCUGCUUUUACUUUAGUGAUUGAGAUAUCAGAUAUUGAGGAGCCUCCUACGAACAUAAUUUUUAACUCGCCCUCAUUGUCAGUAUGGGAGAACAGUGAAAACAUUGUUGUGGGCAAAUUCUCUGCUGAGGAUGAGGACAAAAAGAACUCCCAUACAUUUACUUUAAUGAACAACAAAGAUAAUGUUUUUGUAAUAACAGCAGACGGACAACUGUCAGUUGUUUCAGGUGCUGCACUUGAUUAUGAAGUGAAGAAUUCCUAUAACAUCACAGUUAGAGUUACAGAUUCAAGUCCAUCACCAAAUAAUUUUUUUGAAAAAAUCUUUACUGUCGCUGUUUUGAAUGUCAAUGAAAAGCCAAAUAGCUUAAAGCUUAGCAACAAUACAAUUUUUGAAGGAAGUUCAGUGUCAACUAUAAUAGGAGAUUUGUUAACUGAGGACCCUGAUAAUAAAAUUUUGGACCUGAAAACUUCUUUGCCACAAACUUUUGAGUACAAGCUAUUGGAUGAUGCAGAUGGAAGAUUUGAACUGUACCAGUCUACUAUUAAGCUCACACAAAAGGGAGCACAGUGCACUGUUCAGUGGUGUGGCCUGGACUUUGAGACACAGAAAUAUCACGUGAUUCUAGUACAAGUUACAGAUUCAGGCACACCAAGCCUCUCGGCCUCCUUCUCAACCACCAUCCAAGUUUUAGAUGCCAAUGACCCUCCUGUGUUGUCAGACAUGUCUGUCACACAGCUGAAGGAGAAUAUGACAGUUGGAGAUGUUGUCGCUAAGUUGAUUGCUACAGAUCAAGAUGCUGGGCAAAAUCUUACUUUUUCUAUUGGAGAUGAAGGCACCCACAACUUCAGGGUUGAAGGAGACAAGCUUGUUUUGGCUAAACCAUUGGACUUUGAGACAAGUUCAGUUGCCUCUGUUGAAGUGAUUGUAACUGACUCUGGGGUGCCUUCAAAAUCUGGAAGAGCUACAUUCAAGUUUGAUGUUUUAAAUGUUGGAGAGCCUCCACUGUCAAUCAACAUAGAAAGUAUUCUGGGAAAUCAAACACUUAGUUUUCUGUUGGAUCAACCAGUUGUAGCUGAAACAACAAAAGCUGGCUCUGUGAUUGGUCAACUCCUGAUUUCAGACCCAGACAGCCAAGAUGAUAUAUCUGCCUUUGUAUCUGGAGAUAUUUUAAAGUCUAAUAAACCAAACUGUACAAAUCGAAAUACGGGCACUUACUGUGUGGCAACUGUGCUGCUGGGAAAACCAUUGGAUUAUGAAACACAGAGCAGCUUCUCAGUCACUGUGUUGGCAGUGGAUAAAUAUGGCCUGCAGCUGAAUAAAACAUUUUUAGUCAAGGUGAAAGAUGAAAAUGAUGCUCCACAGACACUUCUCAUUAACAAGACAGCUGUGGACACAAUACAAGUGAAAGAAAAUUCACAAGGGGUCACAAUCGCUACCCUCGAUGCUAUUGACCCAGAUAAAAACCAGACAUUUAUUUUUACUGUUAUUGGAAGCUCCCAGUUUACCACUGCAGGGAACUCACUGAAGGUUUUACCUAAUGCAACCUUGGAUUAUGAAACUGCAAAACUAUUACAUGUAAAAAUCAAAGUCACUGAUAGUGGACAGCCCCCUUUGUCUCUGGAGAAAGAUAUAACAGUGGAAGUCCUUGAUCAAAAUGAAGUACCAACUGGCAUAUCCCUAACCAGGAGCAAGGUAUCUGAAGAUGCAGUAGUUGGUGUAGAAAUUGGCAGCUUUAUCACCACAGACCCAGAUAACAAAGGAGAAAUGAGACAAAAAUUCACAUAUGAGCUGGUAGACAAUGGAAAUGGCAUCUUUGGAAUCUCUAAUGGAUCACUGGUUGUCAAGGAUGCUAAACUGGACUAUGAAGUGAAAGCCUCUUACAUAAUCAAGGUGAAGGUGACUGACAAUGGCAGCCCCCCUCUCUCAGCACAGUUUGAUAUAGAGGUACAGGUGAUGGAUGCUAAUGAUGCUCCCACUAACCUGCAACUUUCAGCUUGGACAGUAUCAGAGGCUGCUAAUAUUGAUACUGUCGUUGGAAAUUUAUCAGCUCAGGAAUCAGACAUUGGACAGACCAUCAGCUUUACCAUUGGCAACAGCACAGACUCUUUUACUGUUAAAGAUAUGCGAUUGGUUGUCAGUGGUGGUCUAGACUUUGAAACUGCCCCAAGAGUCAACAUUGAGAUAACAGCAACAGACAAUGGCACCCCAACCAAAUCUGUUGUACGAAUGUUUACCAUCACUGUGACAGAUGUAAAUGAGCCUCCAAUCCAAAUGAAUUUUAUUGCUUCACUGGCAAGUAAGUUUGCUAUUGCUGAAAAUGUUCCUGUAAAGACAGUAAUUGGAACCAUUGAGACUUAUGAUCCUGACAAUGUUGACAGAGCUACAUUGGAAGUGACAACUUUAUCAUCACCAGUGUUUAAGCUGGACACAGCUGGGGCAACUUGUGCAGUGAAAAUAGUAGCCUCAAUGGGAUCAACCUUCACGAUUUGCACCCAAACUGUUUUGCUGGCUCAAACUGUAAAAUAUGUUGCUAACUCACCACCAUUAAACCUGGAGGUUCUAGCUAAAGAUAAAGGUCAACUAACAAUAAAAAAUAAAUGGUUGUUUGUGGUGAAUGACAGUAAUGAUGCUCCCUAUAAUAUAUCAAUAGCUGCUGAUAAACUGGAAAUUCCUGAAAAUCAGGCAAUUUUUAAACUAGGAGCAUUAGAUUGUGCAGAUCCAGAUAUUGGCCAAAAUCAUGCAUUUCAACUGUUGACAUACUGGGAGAUCUUCAGAGUGGAGUCAGGCUCACUGUUAACCAGUUAUGUGCCUCUAGAUUAUGAGAAGCAGUCAGUUUACACAGUGGCAAUCAAAUGUGUGGAUGAUGGGGAACCAGCUGCAAGUUUUACCAAGAAUUUUACUGUGACUGUUACAGACAUCAAUGAAGCUCCCUCAGAUAUUACAUUAUCCAACAGUGAAGUACCAAAAACAGCAAAAGUUGGUGAGACAGUUUCAUUCAUUCUUGUGGUAGACCCAGAUAAUGCUGGCACAGAAAGCCCGAGGCAGAAUCACACAUGUGCUGUAGUUAAAGAUGAGACUGGAAGUUUUAAAGUUGGCCAAGAUGGAAAAACUUUGCAAAUAAAUAACAAACUGCCUUUGAACAAAACAACAAUAAAGAUAACUCUCAAAUGCUCAGAUAAUGGACAACCAAGCUUAUUUUUUGUCAAAGAUUUUGAUAUCUUUGUAUCAGAAACAGUACAAGUUCCAAAAGCUAUUUCAAUGAAGGGGCCAAAAACAGUUGCAGAAAACACCAUCAAUGUUGAUGUUGGAACAUUUUCAGUUAUCAAUGCAUUAACAGAAACUGAAAUUUUUGGGUUCUUCAUCUUCUUUGACGUAAUCACCAUAGAACUACAAAAGGAAAUAUUUAGAAUUGAAGAAAAUAAAUUAAUAAUUGAUUCACCUUUGGACUUUGAGAAAACACCCAGUGUCACAAUCAACUUAACAGUGUCUGGCGUUGACACCAUGAUGAAUGAAAUAGAAUUAAAAGGAUCAUUCAAGAUAAAAGUGCUGGAUGUUAAUGAGCCACCACAGCAGAUCAACAUCUAUGGUGGAGGACAAGUGGCAGAAAAUUCUGCUCCAGGAACAAUCAUAGGAGACUUAAACACAGUGGAUCCAGAGCCUUAUCAGACUUACACGUACACUCUCAUGUCUGUUGCUGCUGGCUUAGAUGCAUCUCAGAGUCUUCCAGAGUUAGUGACUACAUUUCAAAUUAUUGGGCGCACCUUGAAAGUAGGAUCAAAUAAUACAGCUUUAAAUUUUGAAAAGGUUAAAACACUGAGCUUAGUAAUUCAAACAGUGGAUUCUGGAACUCCCCCUCUAGGCCUGAACUACACCAUCAGAAUAAUUGUGACUGAUGUCAAUGAUCCUCCUACAGAUGUCAGCCUCAGCAAUAAUUUGAUAAGAGAAGAUGCCCAUGUAGGAGAUUUGGUAGGGGUACUGGCAGUUACAGAUGAAGAUGGUCCACAAAAUCACAGCUGUUUGGUCAAUAACUUGGAUGCUGUCCCAUUUACAGUAGAAAACAGUCUGAAGUUAAAAGUUAGUAGGCUGGGUCUAGAUUAUGAAAAACAACGAACAUAUGUUGUUGAGGUAACAUGCCAGGAUGAUGGUAAAGAUGGCACCCAUCUAAGGAUUUCCAAAUCUCUGACAGUUAAUGUGAGCAACGUGAAUGAACCACCAUAUGACAUUGUGCUUUCUAGACAAGAUAUUGAUGAGAACAAUGUCAUUGGACAAUUAGUUGGAGAAAUAAUGGCUACAGACCCAGAUAGCCAGCAGGUUUUCAUUUCUCUUGAGGGUGAAACAUCUAACUUUGAGAUAAAAGGAAAUGGCUCAUUAACUGCCAGUGCUGUUUUUGAUUUUGAAAAGAAAUCAUUUUACACCAUUAAUGUGAAAGCAACUGAUGAUGGCGGUCUUUAUUCUUUAAUUACUUUUGUAAUUCAAAUAAAUGAUAUUAAUGAGAGACCAACAAAUAUAAUCUUGUCAAAUAACACUGUGUCUGAGAAUGCUAAAAGAGGAACUAUCAUAGGAAAUAUUCAAGCCCUGGACCCAGACAGGAAUCAAACCUAUCAGUACACAAUUACAGAAGCCCCUCCAGCAGAAGGUAACUUUGUGCUUAUUGGUAAUAACCUUGUGGUAGGGAGAUCUGAACUGAACUUUGAACUUUCUGAUAAGUACAAAAUAUCAAUCACAGUCACUGACAGUGGACAGCAGUCUUUAACACUAGACUUUGAUAUCAGGAUCACAAAUGCUAAUGACCCACCAACACAGAUUGUGCUGCAUGAGCCACUGAUUGUUACAGAGAACUCUCCACUGUCCACUGUGGUGUCAGAUAUUUUUGUGGUAGAUGAGGAUAAAAACCAGACUCAUACAUGUAGUGUGCAAGAAAGUGAAGCACCAUUUUCUAUAAAGAGGAUGGAGAAUCAAAGACUCCAGUUGAUAACCAGUGCUGAGGUCAGCUAUGAAAAGUACAGCAGUUACCAACUUACCAUUGUUUGUUCUGACGGAGAGUUUGAGAUUGAAAAGGUUGUAGAAGUAGCAGUUGAAAAUGUGAAUGAGCCUCCAGUGUCAAUAGUCCUAAAUGGAGAUGUUCUAUCUGCUACUUCCCCUGUACCAUAUGAAGUUGGAACAUUGGAUGUUACAGAUGAUGACAAAGGUCAAGUUCAUACAUUUAGUAUUGUGGGAGCUAACUCUGACUUGUUUGAGGUACAAGGUACAAAUCAGCUGUUCCUUGCAAAGUCAAUUCCAGUUUAUUUUCUUGAGCAACAAAAUCCAGCUUUAAACAUCACCAUAAUUGUAGCUGACAAUGGACAGCCAGCCAUGACUUGCCAACAGACCUUAAAACUCAGCAUAGUAGACAUUGAUAUUGAGGAGCUCAAACUGCCAGAAAUUACUAUCAGUCAAAGUGUGGUCCCGGAGAAUGCUACAGAGGGGUAUGUAGUGGGAGUGAUCUAUGACCUCAACACAACAAUUAGUGCCUCAGUUACUUUCAACAUAACAAGUGAUAAUAGCUCAAUGUUUGCUAUAAAGAAUAAUAAAGAGUUGGUACUCACAAGGAAUAUCAGCACAUUUUAUGGAAAUUCUGCACAAGUGGUCAUAGAGGCUACAAAUAGACAAACAUCAGUAACAAAGUCAAGAACUAUAACUGUUGUCAUCUCAAGAUCAGAUAAUUGUUAUGAUAAUGGGAAGACCUGUCAUGAAGCUGCCCGAUGCACUCAGAUGAGUGGCACUACUUACAAAUGUAUCUGUAGUGAUGACUUUGAAGGAGAUGGCUUUACAUGUCAACAAAUUGACCACUGUAAACUUCAAACCACUGGGGAACAGUGUUUACAUGGGGUGUGUAAAGAUGGAAUCAAUUCUUUUCAGUGUUUGUGUAAUGAGGGCUACACAGGAAAAUUGUGUGAAGUUUCUCCAACUGAAGAAGAUCCUUGUCAGAAUAAUUCCUGUAGAAACAAUGCUGCUUGCAAGCCAACCAAUGACAAGAAAGAUUACAUCUGUGUCUGUGGUCCUGGUUGGACAGGAAAAUUGUGUGACUCCAAUAUUGAAGACUGUACACCAACAUCCUGUCCAGGAAUAGAAACAUGUGUUGAUGGCAUCAUGUCCUUUUCUUGUAAAUGUCCAGCUGAUAGAAUAGGCCAUCAGUGUGAAUUUUUUGUUGAUUCUUGCCAAGUUGGCAGCUGUUCUGCUGCUGAAAUUUGUGUACCAAAACUCAAUGUUAAGGACAGGAUUUGUACAUCAAGUGAUAAAGUAUAUAAACAGAAGCUGGACUGUUCCAAUAAAAAUGAUACAGAGCAAUGUAAGAACCAAUUUAUCACAUUUGUUCAAGAAAACGGACAUUUCCCUUCAAAAUCCUCCAACAUUUCAACCACCAGAACCAAACGAGAAGUUGUUCAUGUGGAUUUACUUGAUGACUUCACAUCACAUUUCUAUCCAAACUCACGGGUCAAGCGUGAAACAAGUGUCCAAAGUAAGGUCAUAAUGUAUAUGCUGGACUACACUAAAGCUGAAGAAAAUAUUAUUUUGGUCAGAUUUGUGGUGAUGGACAUCAACUAUAAUCCAUAUACUCAAGUGGACAUUCUUGUAGCCUUAGCUUCUACUUGUUCAUCUAUUGCAAACAGUGGUCAAUCUGAAACAUCUUUUUGCCCAUCAAUACUUCAUGAUUAUAAUGAUUACAUAGCACCACCUACAAGUGUUAGACCAACAGAGCUGACCACACAAGAAGUGACCACAACAAAGAGCACCACAGCAACGAAGACAGCCACUGAUAUCUUUGAUCCUAGAUCCAAUGCACAUCACCUGUUACCUGCAGAGCUGUGGGUGUAUGUGUGGCUUUGUUGGAUGAUUGCUUUCAUUUUUAGGAGUGGAUUCUUAUGAGGUCACAUGACCAACGCUGUCUCGGAAUAAAUUAGCAGCUUGACCCCACACUAUUUAUUUGAUACACAUUUGUUUGAUACACAUUUGUUUGAAAUAUAACUUGACAAACAAUGCAUAAAUUGUAUGUAAUCCGACAUUGUUUACAAAAAUAAAAUUUGUUGAAUUUCAAAGACCAAAUAACAUUUGUUAGAAAUUUGUUUACUUAUACUUAUUCAGUUGUCAUACUUGAUUGUUUUUAAUAUAAACCUACUUAUUUUGGCUAUACAUGUUUAAUUCGUUUUAAAUGCCAAAUUAUUUGUCUAUAACAUUUUUAAACAGCUUAACAGCUCAUCAUUUGGUGCAUGUACACUUUUUGUUAGCAGUCGGUAUUUAGG
Messenger RNA from Physella acuta, 12512 nucleotides. Its product is annotated as protocadherin Fat 4. Gene Ontology annotation, cellular component: plasma membrane. Gene Ontology annotation, molecular function: calcium ion binding. The record is from RefSeq and is a predicted model, not a curated record. Lineage: Eukaryota; Metazoa; Mollusca; Gastropoda; Physidae. Gene Ontology annotation, biological process: homophilic cell-cell adhesion.